UCUGGUUAUUGUAUAUAAUUUUUUGAACUUCGAUACUGGAAAGAGGUCAGUUUCAGAGUUUGACAUUUCUGCUUGCUACAGGAACAUGACAAGCCUUACAUUUCAACUGCGUUUACCAGGGCCUUUUAGAGAGCAAGAUACAGACCUGCUACUACUGCAAGCACAGAGAAUACUGCCAGCUAUUAUGAAUAUAACCAGCAUAAGACUUCAGAAUGUUAGGGUUACCUAUGAUCCUACAUCGGUCUAUCUUACCUGUACAAUUACUAAUAUUGCUCCUGAUUAUGUAAAAUUUUCUCAAGUUACUACAGUAACCAGGCCGUCCUCUUACGUGAUAUCAUCAAAGGACGUCAAACAAAGCUAUGACUUUACUGAUACAUGGCAAGAUUGUGCAACAUACUGUUCACAGAGUUAUGAUUUCAUCUGUAAUAGUUUUGAUUUCUGCAAAGAACCAUUCAUGUCCGGUUGUAAGCUUUAUGCAGACAGACGCUCAGACAUACAAACAUAUUUGAAGACUCGUACAUCACCUUGUUUCAACUAUACAGUAUACCAGAGAACAGUAAAUGGCAUAUCAAACCAGGAAACUGCUGUUGCUGAUGCAUAUGGAUAUUUACAAGAUGCCAUCAAUCAGAAAAGCGUGCAUCUACAGACAUAUGGACAAUUGGGGUUUAUUACAGACUAUUACGGCGUUUCAACAAGUAUAGUUUCAGGAUUGCUUGAAUAUGACGAUAUGCCAUCAAUGAGUGGUCACUUUUCUUUCCGAGAGGAAGUAACCUUUCCAGGAUCCAAACAUGCAUAUGAAAGUGAUGUAUGGUAUGACACUAACUUCAAUCUUGUCCGAUAUGACAUUGUAAACACAGGGGCACCGUAUUACAGCAAUAACCCUUUGACACACAUCCAUGAUUAUAAUGCAGGUGUAGCUUAUGUAAUUGAUACAGGGAUGCAAAAUUGUACUAUCCAACCUAUAGCAAAGAAUUUCUUUGACAAAAAGAAUAAUGGAUCUUACCACAUACUCAAUCCACUGGAUGUCUUUCAUAUGAACAAGAAUUAUAAGUUUAUUGGGCAGAAAACUGUGCGUGGAAUGACUUGUAAUAUAUUUGAAGCAACUGUUAGUGAUUUUAAGUUAGAUUUGUCAGACCCACAACAGUUCGACAGUACAUUUCAAUAUUACUUCCUGAAAGAUGAUUGGUUUUCAAAUUCUGAUUCAGGAUCGGAACUGACUAGUGCUCAGCCAAUAAGACUGGAUAUUUUUUCUGUCACCAAAGGGUUAUACCUAACAUACAACUAUUUUGAUUGGAAUGACAAUGAUCCUGAUCUGAACAACUUCAAUGUUGUACCAUGUUAUACUGGCGAUCAGCAAAAACAUGUUGUCAUCAUUUUUUCAGGACAAUAUUAUCCAUAUCUUGUCUCCAACAGUAAAAUGUUCAAGUUAAAGGUUCUCAAUCAGUUAGGACAGAUGACCAAUGCAUCACUCAUCCGCUUCCAGCAACUUGAGAUUGAUUUCGGUCUCACUCGUGUUUAUGUGAUAAUGACAGUAGUAGAUGCAGCUCAACAAUUUGACGGAGUUCCUUAUCGCCAAGAACCCGACAUAGAUACCAUUAUGGAGACAAUCAAUGAUAACGUUUACGGAGGAUUAUUGAAAAUAACAGUUCCACAGAAUGACGGAUCAAUAUAUGUGUUUAAUGCUACAGCAAUCGAUGACAAUAUAUUAAGAAACGAUGGAAAACCGUUGUCAAGCAAAACAUUAAGUCACUUCAAGGCAAUGAAAAAUAAAUCCCAGAAAGGUUUGACUGGGUUUCUUACUGGAAUAUCAGUAGAUGAUUGUGCGGAUGCCUGUUUAACUGAAUUAGAUUUUGAUUGCUACUCAUUUGUGUACUGUUAUAAAGCGGGUGUUUGUUUGUUGGCUAGCACAUAUGCACAAAACAGGACAGAUUUAAUAUAUGAUAGACCCACGUGUGAUCUAUACUAUAGGUCUUAUAUAGACAAAUUCACCGCCAUACCCGGACAGACAUCUGCUAUAUCCUCUACACAAACAACAAUAACAGCUACAGCAGAGGCCUGUGCUCAGAAAUGCAUUUUCUCAUCAAGCUGUAAAUCAUUUAUUUACUGUCUGGUUUCUCAGUCUUGUUCUUUACUGCAGUCACAUCACCUUGAUAUUCCAAAGAAUGGCAGCAAUAUUGACUCAAUGUGCUCAUUUUAUAGUCGAAGCUAUGUAAAUGACUUUAAGCGUAAAGCUAGGUCAACGGUUAAAAUUACUCCACAAAUGCUCAACAUAGAAGCAGUUUCUGUUGACCAGUGUGCUCAACUAUGUAUCCAGACUGAGUCAUUUACUUGUAACUCAUUUUCCUUCUGUGGCAAUGAUACAACAUGUAGAUUAACCCCUGCUCAUCCUGUCUCAGGACUGAGAGUCAUAGCAACAGAUUAUUGUGAUUUAUAUACAAGAACUUAUUACUCAAACACUCCUGCUAAACAAAAGCAGUCACCGCAACCGUCAAGCAACAAAGGAGUUUCCUCAGGUGCUGCUGCUGGAAUAGGAUUAGGAUUAUUAUUGGUAGGCGUGAUACUUGGUGGAGGACUUAUUAUAAUCUUGUCAAAGAAAAGAAAGUUACCUCCAAUGGAAAUUUUUAAUAUGAACUAUACAGAAUCUAAAGAUGAUAUACAAUGAUGCAGACUGCAUAAAAAUUGUACUCAACUUCGUUUGUCAAAAUAUUGGAACAAUUAUCUGUUCAAUAAUUUGACAAAUAUUUUUGUCAAAUUUUCACAUAUUGUAUAUCCCGAUAACCAUGUUUCAUGUCACAAACUUUAUUUACUGAAAUAUCAUCGUAUAGACAUAAAUUGUAUGUAUUAUUUUGUUUGAAAUCAUUAUAAUCACACUCAUAUGGA
Molecule: messenger RNA, 2880 nt
Organism: Mytilus californianus (California mussel)
Lineage: Eukaryota; Metazoa; Mollusca; Bivalvia; Mytilida; Mytilidae
Exons: 19
Coding region: 86-2662 (858 amino acids)
Source: RefSeq, a predicted model, not a curated record